Pyricularia grisea is the source of this 2198-nucleotide messenger RNA. RefSeq lists its product as uncharacterized. The transcript is spliced from 5 exons. The record is from RefSeq and is a predicted model, not a curated record. Gene Ontology annotation, biological process: L-glutamate catabolic process. Bases 368 to 1921 code for a protein of 517 amino acids. Lineage: Eukaryota; Fungi; Ascomycota; Sordariomycetes; Magnaporthales; Pyriculariaceae. Gene Ontology annotation, molecular function: glutamate decarboxylase activity; pyridoxal phosphate binding. Gene Ontology annotation, cellular component: cytosol.
CAGACGAGGUUCUUCCUGAGCUGACCGCUUCUGUUGGCUGGGGAGAGGGGAACACUCAGAACAAGCUCAGCUAUCAAUCGAGGUACCUUGAGAUAACAGGUAGACUAGUGCAAUCGAUGACGACGCUUCCCGGGAUGAGCUGCCACUAGCUAGCCUCAUUAGCGACGUACCACCACCAUAAAGCUUCAGAAGCGCCAGGAACCUUGGCAUCGACUCUCAUCUACACUUUUCUUUUACAGGUAGACUACAUUAAAAAAAAAACGUCCUGCAAACCACUCGCACCUCAAAGGCUUUUGCAGAUUCCUCUCCAGCUCCUACCCUCCCGAGAUCUGUUCCCACGCGUUUACCGACCUCGCUGCCUGCCAAAAUGGUUCACCUCACAUCAAUCCCCUCUCAGGAGGAGGCCGAUGACAAAAUCGUCAGUGCCGUCAAGAAAGUUCAUCUUCAGCUUGUCAAUGACGAUGACAAGUUUACUACGUCGGUCUACGGCUCUCGCUUCGCCAUUGACGAUCUGCCGAGGCACGAGAUGCCAGAACAUGAGAUGCCCAAGGAGGUUGCCUACCGCAUGAUCAAGGACGAGCUCAGCUUGGACGGGAACCCGAUGCUCAACCUAGCUUCGUUUGUGACGACCUACAUGGAAGAGGAAGCUGAGAAGCUCAUGGCCGACUCUUUCUCCAAGAACUUUAUAGAUUACGAAGAGUACCCCCAAUCCGCCGACAUACAGAACAGAUGUGUCGCCAUGAUCGGGCGCCUGUUCAACGCCCCGGUCGGAACCGGUGAGGGUGUUGGCGCUGUGGGAACUAGCUGUGUUGGAAGCUCCGAGGCCAUUAUGCUUGCCGUCCUAGCCAUGAAGAAGCGUUGGAAGAACAAGCGCCUGGCGGAGGGCAAGCCUGUCGACAAGCCGAACCUGAUCAUGAGCAGCGCUGUACAGGUGUGCUGGGAGAAGGCCACUCGCUACUUUGAGGUCGAGGAGAAGCUCGUCUACUGCUCCCCGGAUCGCUACGUCAUCGACCCCAAGGAGACGGUAGACCUGGUAGAUGAGAACACCAUCGGUAUUUGCGUCAUCCUCGGAACGACGUACACUGGCGAAUAUGAGGAUGUUCGCGCCGUGAAUGACCUCCUAAAUGAGCGCGGACUCGAGACUCCGAUCCACGUCGAUGCUGCCAGCGGUGGCUUCGUCGCCCCCUUUGUUGUUCCAGACCUGGAGUGGGACUUCCGCUGCGACCGCGUCGUAUCCAUCAACGUGUCCGGGCACAAGUAUGGUCUCGUUUAUCCAGGCGUGGGCUGGGUGGUCUGGCGUUCAGCUGAAUUCCUGCCUCAGGAGCUCGUCUUCAAUAUCAACUACCUCGGCGCCGAUCAGGCAUCCUUCACCCUCAACUUUAGCAAGGGUGCGUCCCAGGUCAUUGGGCAGUACUACCAGCUCAUCCGCCUGGGCAAGCACGGCUACCGCGCCAUCAUGUCCAACUUGACCCGCACGGCCGAUUACCUCUCCGACAGCCUCGAGGCGCUGGGUUUCGGCAUCAUGUCCAAGAAGUCGGGAGAAGGGCUGCCGCUCGUCGCUUUCAGGUUAACCCCAGACGAGGACAGGAUCUACGACGAGUUUGCAAUUGCACACCAGCUCAGAGUCAGGGGCUGGGUUGUUCCCGCGUACACGAUGGCGCCGCACACUGACAACCUCAAGAUGCUGCGCGUCGUAGUCAGGGAGGACUUUACACGGAAUCGUUGCGAUGCGUUGAUCGCCGACGUGAAGCUGAGCUUGGAGCUGCUCAACCAGAUGGACAAGAAGGAGCUCGAGAGGCACCAGGAUGUCAUCCAAAAGCAUGGGACGCAUAGCGGCAAGGCCUCGCACAACCAUCCGAAGUUCAGGAAAGAGAAGCAUUCGCUGCAAGGAAAGCACGGCAAGACACAUGCGGUUUGCUAGGGGAUCUUCUCGAAAAAGCUAGGACUCUCGAUUCGAUGGACGGCUUACAUCUAUUUGGUAUUAUUUCCACGGGCUGGAAGGCCAGGUCGCAGUCCCUUAGUGAAUACAAAGACGACAAUAAGUUUCUGUGCUACCCACCUGUGGGCUUCGCUUUACGUAGGGGCAGCCUUCCGACCGAUGGCUGCAGAAUGACAAGACCAGCCUUGCCGUAAAUUCACCCAGGGAUUCAUGGAAAUGUCUCGUAUAAUUCAAAACACAAUUCGACGCAGUCAAUCUC